Closterium sp. Yama58-4 is the source of this 1074-nucleotide messenger RNA. Lineage: Eukaryota; Viridiplantae; Streptophyta; Zygnematophyceae; Desmidiales; Closteriaceae. The record is from the annotation of a GenBank genome assembly.
AUGCUGAUGCUUAUGCUGAUGCUGAUGCCGAUGCUGAUGCUGAUCCUGAAUGUUGAUGCUGAUGCUGAUGCUGAUGCUGAUGCUGAUCCUGAUGCUGAUGCUGAUGCUGAUUCUGAUGCUGAUGCUGAUGCUGAUGCUGAUUCUGAUUCUGAUGCUGAUUCUGAUGCUGAUGCUGAUGCUGAUUCUGAUGCUGAUGCUGAUGCUGAUGCUGAUGCUGAUGCUAUUGCUGAUGCUGAUGCUAUUGCUGAUGCUGAUGCUGAUUCUUAUGCAGAUGCGGAUGCUGAUACUGAUUCUUAUGCUGAUGCUGAUGCUGAUGCUGAUUCUGAUGCUGAUGCUGAUGCUGAUGCUGAUGCUGAUUCUGAUGCUGAUGCUGAUUCUGAUGCUGAUUCUGAUGCUGAUGCUGAUGCUGAUUCUGAUGCUUCUGAUGCUGAUGCUGAUUCCGACGCUGAUGCCGAUGCUGAUUCCGACGCUGAUGCUGAUGCUGAUUCUGAUGCUGAUGCUGAUGCUGAUGCUGAUGCUAUUGCUGAUGCUGAUGCUGAUGCUGAUGCUGAUGCUGAUGCUGAUGCUGAUGCUGAUGCUGAUGCUGAUGCUUAUGCUGAUGCUGAUGCUGAUGCUGAUUCUGAUGCUGAUGCUGAUGCUGAUGCUGAUUCUGAUGCUGAUUCUGAUGCUGAUGCUGAUUCUGAUGCUGAUGCUGAUGCUGAUGCUGACGCUGAUGCUGAUGCUGAUGCUGAUGCUGAUUCUGAUGCUGAUUCUGAUGCUGAUGCUGAUUCUGAUGCUGAUUCUGAUGCUGAUGCUGAUGCUGAUGCUGAUGCUUCUGAUGCUGAUGCUGAUUCCGACGCUGAUGCCGAUGCUGAUUCCGACGCUGAUGCUGAUGCUGAUUCUGAUGCUGAUGCUGAUGCUGAUGCUGAUGCUAUUGCUGAUGCUGAUGCUGAUGCUGAUGCUGAUGCUGAUGCUGAUGCUGAUGCUGAUGCUGAUGCUGAUGCUUAUGCUGAUGCUGAUGCUGAUAUGCUGAUGCUGAUGCUUAUGCUGAUGCUGAUGCUGAUGCUGAUGCUGAUACUGAUGCUGAUAUGCUGA